CUUCCUUUGGUUUCGUUAUUUACUUCUCGUUAAGAAAAAUCAAAUCAAAUCAAAUCAAAUCACUGAAAUCAGAUUAAAAUUAAAUUAAAUUAAAUUAAAAUAAAAAAGCCGUUCCUGCCUCCGGCUGCUGCGUCAGGUUAUUCUGUCUCUGUAGAACAGUGGCCAGUUCCAUCGAUUUCUUCUUCUUCCGCUGCGAUAUGUUUAUGUGACACACACAAAACACAGAACGAAAAGGGAAAAAGAUUUGCAAUGCUUAGUGUUAUGGGUUUGUUGUUGCUGCCGAUGGAUUCGGUAGCGUGCAGGGGGUUGCUUUACGCGCUCUUUAUACUCAACUUUGUUUUGGUUUGCCAACUCAUUCUCCUUCAGCCUCUAGUUUCUGCUUCAGGUGGAAAAUCUGGAAAUGCUGCUGAGUUAUUUGAUAAGGUAUCAGAAAGUAUAAAAGUUAAACAUUAUACUGAGGCACUUGAUGAUCUAAAUGCUGCCAUAGAAGCAGACCCAAAUCUUUCAGAAGCAUAUCUAUUCCGUGCAUCAGUUCUUCGUCAAUUGUGCAGAUAUGAGCAAUCCGAGGGGAGCUACAAGAAGUUUCUGGAGCUCAAACCUGGACAUUCAACUGCAGAAAAGGAGCUCUCCCAGCUAUUGCAGGCUAAGAGUGCCCUAGAAACAGCUCAGUCCCUUUUUGGUUCAGGAAACUUCAUAAAAUCUUUAGAAUAUAUUGAUAAAGUUGUUCUUGUUUUUUCUCCAGCUUGCAUCGAGGCUAAGCUACUGAAAGUGAAGUUAUUGAUAGCUGAUAAAGAGUAUGAAAAUGCCAUAGCUGAGUCUGGAUUCCUUCUUAAGGAAGAUGAAAAUAAUUUAGAGGCAUUGUUGUUGCGUGGUCGUGCAUAUUACUAUUUAGCUGAUCAUGAUGUUGCCACCAGGCAUUACCAGAAAGGCCUCCGCCUGGAUCCAGAGCACAGUGAAUUAAAAAAAGCAUAUUUUGGAUUGAAAAAUCUACUCAAAAAGACAAAAAGUGCUGAAGAUAAUGCAAAUAAGGGUAAACUCCGUGUGGCAGUGGAGGAAUUCAAAACUGCACUUGCAGUUGACCCUGAUCAUCUUGCACAUAAUGUUCAUCUUCAUCUAGAAUUAUGUAAAGUCCUAGUCAAGCUUGGCAGAGGAAAAGAUGCCUUGGACAGUUGUAAUGAAGCUCUUAAAAUCAAUGAGGAGCUUCUUGAAGCCCUUGUUCAGAGGGGAGAAGCCAAACUUCUAAUAGAGGAUUGGGAGGGAGCUGUUGAGGAUCUGAAAUCAGCUGCUCAAAAAUCUCCUCAGGACAUGAAUAUCCGUGAAGCAGUAAUGAGGGCUGAGAAAGCUCUAAAGCUGAGCAAACGCAAGGAUUACUACAAGAUUUUGGGAAUCUCAAAAACAGCUUCCGCCCCUGAGAUAAAACGCGCAUACAAGAAACUUGCUUUGCAAUGGCACCCGGAUAAGAAUGUAGAAAACAGGGAAGAAGCAGAGGCUAAGUUCCGAGAAAUCGCUGCAGCAUAUGAGGUACUUAGUGACGAAGACAAACGCACAAGAUACGAUAGAGGGGAGGACCUUGAAGACAUGACCAGUGGCGGGGGUGGUGGGUUCAAUCCAUUUGGUGCCGGUGGGUUUGGUGGACAGCAGUAUCACUUCACAUUCGAAGGUGGCUUUCCCGGUGGUGGUUUCGGAGGAGGCUUUCCCGGGGGUGGGGGAUACGAGUUCCAUUUUUGAUUGGCAAGAGAUUAGAAAGUCCUGCUCCAAAUGUUUUUCUUGGCGGAAGUUACAGACUUUCUUGAUUUCUUGAAGGGACCACAGCAAUAAUAUUGAGUGUUGACUAAUCACUUGCUAACGGUUGUUGAGAGGGAUACGUAGGCCAUCCCCAAGAUGCUUGUAAGAUAAGUAAUGUGCUUUUGGGGAAGCUUUUGCUUUCAGCAGAAGGGAUGGGAUGGGUGGUAGUUAGAGAAGGCACAUUUUGAUGCAGCCCCAUUUUGGUUUAUGUGGUUGUUGUAACUAUAUAUGAAUUGAUGACUUUUUAAUUCUAGGCAACCAUUAUUUACGUUUUUGACGUAUUAUUUCUUCACAGUUCACAUCAUCAUUGAAUCACUAGUUGCUGUGAAGUCUAUUUUGUUGAAAUUGCCGUUUGUACAACUUUAAUUUAAUUUGCAGUAUCCUAAUCUGUGUCCAACCUAUACACAGCA
Molecule: messenger RNA, 2195 nt
Organism: Arachis ipaensis
Lineage: Eukaryota; Viridiplantae; Streptophyta; Magnoliopsida; Fabales; Fabaceae
Gene: P58IPK
Product: DnaJ P58IPK-like protein
Cellular component (GO): endoplasmic reticulum lumen
Molecular function (GO): protein binding
Source: RefSeq, a predicted model, not a curated record